AUGUCCCAGCUCAUAAGCUUGAUAUACGGAGGUGAUUUGAACCUCUUCCGCCCCCGAGACGUCCCUUUCGGCCAUGAAGAAUAUGAACUGAAGAUUCUUAUGCGGCAAACCCAGUAUUCUGGGCCGUUUCCUGCCAAGUACGAGGAGAUUAUCGACCAGGAGACUGUCGCGGUGAUACUUUAUUUAGGGGAACAAAUCCCGAAAUCGAAGCUGACGCAGUUCCAUCGGACUACCGAGAGGGAAGUGUCGAAGGAAGACAAAGAGUUCAUUGGCAAGAUCAUGAAGCUGGAAGAGAUAGGCACUCCGUAA
Amorphotheca resinae ATCC 22711 is the source of this 309-nucleotide messenger RNA. RefSeq lists its product as hypothetical. The coding region runs from base 1 to 309 and encodes 102 amino acids. The transcript has a single exon. The record is from RefSeq and is a predicted model, not a curated record. NCBI's taxonomy places the organism in Eukaryota, Fungi, Ascomycota, Leotiomycetes, Helotiales, Amorphothecaceae.